Molecule: messenger RNA, 783 nt
Organism: Cladophialophora psammophila CBS 110553
Lineage: Eukaryota; Fungi; Ascomycota; Eurotiomycetes; Chaetothyriales; Herpotrichiellaceae
Exons: 1
Coding region: 1-783 (260 amino acids)
Source: RefSeq, a predicted model, not a curated record
AUGGCAAGCAAGACAACCAUCUUUGAUCUGCAUGUGGAGAUACUCGACAUCGUCCUCACCCAUCUGGACUACGAGUCCAUCGCUGCCUUCCGACAAACUUGUCCUCUGGCAGUGGCAAUGGUGCCGCUGACCAAGAUAAUGCGACUCCGCCAGCAAAUUAGAGCCUCGCUCCUCGAACAAGAACAUGCUGACCACCAGCGCCGUCAAGAGGCAUUUACGAACCAACGUCGCUGGGCAGUCGUUUUCCCGCAGUCCGUUCAGGGCACUGCAGCAAACACCACCAACGAAUUCAACAACAUUCACCGCAACCGAAUCACCAGGGCAGAGCGGUUGAACUGUUACGCGUGCCUGAAGCAUCUGCCGCGGGAGUGCUUCGUGAAGGGCCAAGUCACGGGGAGUCGGAGCCUGGGCCACAGAGACGGCCAUAGACGGUUUUGCAAGGCGUGUGGAGUGAAGAAAGGGAUCUGGGAGAAGGGGGCGAUCAUCAAAGAUGGGGGAUGUGCCUUGGUUGUAUGCAAGGUGUGCAAUUUGCUGGGGAGGGUGGAUGCGGAAGGCAAGAAGAUUGGGAUCUGUUCGGUGUGUCUGGCUGCGUCCCAAGAGACUCCACUUGACGCGGAGAGACAGGUUACCUCCCACCCCAGUCCAUCCCAGCCAGGCAGUCGAGCGACCCGAUGUCUGCGAUGCUGGGCUAUUGAUCACACUGCGGUGCCUGCUGGGUCGACGGAGUCUCGCGUCUGCCUGUCCUGUGAAGCUGCCUGUCGGGUUGGCAAAAACGGCACUUGA